Drosophila willistoni is the source of this 1031-nucleotide messenger RNA. RefSeq lists its product as uncharacterized. Bases 150 to 446 code for a protein of 98 amino acids. The record is from RefSeq and is a predicted model, not a curated record. The transcript is spliced from 4 exons. NCBI's taxonomy places the organism in Eukaryota, Metazoa, Arthropoda, Insecta, Diptera, Drosophilidae.
UCGACAGUCGACACUCGACACACAGCGAGAGCGCUCCACAAAAUAAAAAAACAAACACAACACAAUAUUCGUCUUUGCACACAAAGUUGCGAGUCCAGCAAAAAAUAUAAAUAAACAAAACAAAAACAACAACCAAAACCAUCACCAAUAUGAAAUUCUUAGUCACCAUUGCCGCCCUCUGUCUGUGUCUGGCCUUUGCUGCGGGUCAACAAUACUUUCUGGGUCAAUUUCCAAGCCGUUCACGAUUUGCCUACGAUCCCUUGGCUCUAGCCCAACCCUCAGCCAGCCAAGUGCGUGAUCCACGUCAGAAUAGAGGACCCGUUGUCUUCCCCCCAUCUCCACCAGAUGCAAUUGAGGAGUCCAGUGGUGUGGUAGUUGGUGCCUCUGGCUACGGCUUUGUGCCGCCACAACAAAGUAAUGCGAAUCUAUUUAAACGCACUGCCUAAUGACAGCAAAAACAAAAAACAAUACAAAUAAACCUAGAGAUAGAAGCUAGAUUCAAUCUCAUUCACUCACUCACAUACACAUACAGACACAACCUCAUUCACACAAACACACACACACGCACACAGAGAAAAGCUUUAUUAGUGCAAUAGUAGUAGUGUCUUUUAGUUGUUUGUUAUUAUUGUUGAUAAUAUUAAUCGUUAAAUAAUUGUUUUAACUGUUUUAUACAAAUGUUUCAAUUCACAGGCACAAUCUUUGGUUAGCAAAUCAAAACAAAAUAUAUAGUGAAAUCUCCCUCAAGCCAACAUAAGUCAUUUAAUUAACCAUCGCACAACCUACACCUACACCUACACCUAUACACCCACACACACACACACGCACACCCACAACUCAUCCAAGCAACACAUUUAACCAGCACCGGAAACGGAAAUGCAUCCUUCCUCUGCUCCUCCUCCCCUGCUCACUGCAAAUUAUAGUGCACCCAAGCCGAAUUUUCCCCUCCCCUCCCACUCCCCCUUCCUCUAGCACACCUUUAACAACUUAAUUGUCCAUUAAGCCUAAUUUAGUUUAAUUAGCUUGAAAUAAAA